UCAGUUGUAUUUCAACAGCUGCUCGAACACAUUUCCAGGCAUUCUAAUUGGCAAGUCAAAUUGUCAACAUCACACUGAAACUUAAAGACAGAAAUAAAUUCAUAAAAUGUGCAUUUUCAUUGACUGUCUACUGAGCCCAGUAAUUCUGUGGCCGACCAUAAUCGCCUCGGCUAUCUACUUCUUGAAGGAAUAUAUGCAGGGCGGAAAGUUCACAAAGGUUACCAAUGAAACCGGCAAAGUGUUCAUUGUCACAGGAGCCAACACGGGAAUCGGCAAGGAGACAGCCUUGGAGAUUGCCCGUCGCGGUGGUACUGUCUAUAUGGCUUGCCGGGAUAUGAACCGGUGCGAGAAGGCCCGUAAAGAAAUCGUCCAGGAGACUAAUAACCAAAACGUCUUCUCACGCCAGUUGGAUUUGAGUUCCCUGGACUCCAUUCGAGAAUUCGCAGCUGGCUUCUUAAAAGAGCAGGAUAAGUUGCAUGUCCUGAUAAACAAUGCCGGAGUGAUGCGCUGUCCAAAAACCUUGACCAAAGAUGGUUUCGAAAUUCAAUUGGGCGUUAACCACAUCGGUCACUUCCUGUUAACCCACCUGUUGCUGGAUGUACUAAAAAAAACAGCUCCAAGCCGAAUUGUGGUCGUGUCCAGCUUGGCCCACACCCGAGGCACUAUUAACGUCAAAGACUUGAACAGCGAGAGGUCCUACGAUGAGGGACUGGCCUAUAGCCAAAGCAAAUUGGCAAAUGUUUUGUUCACCCGCGAAUUGGCCAAGCGAUUGGAGGGAACUGGUGUCACAGUUAACUCGCUGCAUCCUGGCGUUGUAAGCACCGAGCUUGCUAGAAAUUGGGCAUUCUUCCAAACCAACCUAGCAAAGUAUGUCAUCAGGCCGGCGAUUUGGCCUCUUAUCAAGACUCCAAAAAGCGGAGCGCAGACCACGAUUUACGCUGCAUUGGACCCUGACCUGGAGAAGGUGACUGGCUUGUACUUUAGCGACUGCAAGCCUAAAGAUGUGGCUCCUGCCGCCAAGGACGAAAAGACUGGAAAGUUCCUGUGGGAGGAAAGCGAAAAGUGGACAGGCUUGGGCAAAUCCGAGUAGGGUUAGAAGAAGCAUUUUAUUCAACAGUAAUACUAGCUGCUUUCCACGAGUAUGUUAAUUCAAUAAAUACAUAAUUGCCUAGCUUUCUUAAAGCGGUCUUCAGUUACAA
This is a messenger RNA of Drosophila ananassae, 1199 nucleotides long. RefSeq names its product retinol dehydrogenase 13. The coding region runs from base 107 to 1090 and encodes 327 amino acids. The transcript has 5 exons. NCBI's taxonomy places the organism in Eukaryota, Metazoa, Arthropoda, Insecta, Diptera, Drosophilidae. The record is from RefSeq and is a predicted model, not a curated record.